AGCCGAAACCCUCUCAUUCACUGUCUCGGAGAGUUGCAACAACUCGAAACGCUUGAAGCAAAAGUUUUUGUUGUAAGAUCGUAGUUCACGGUUUUGAUUCGGAGAGUUUGUAGAAAGUGAUACACCCUAAGGACUUCGAUCUGUGCUUGAAUUUGGGCCGAAAUUUGUAAGAAUCUGCUGUGACUUUUACAGCAGAUCUCAUUCAGUAAAUGUGACUGUCAAAUUCGAUUCAAGCAUUGUUCAAGGUCGCGUUCAAGAUCCCCAUCUGUCUUACCCGCGGAACGGCUUCGGAAGACUUUUGGCGAAGACGUUCGCUUCUGCUGAAAGGCGUCUUGGGGUGAAGAAAAUGGAUGUUGAAUUUUACAGUGACCAGAAUUUGGAUGCUAGAAAUUACUUUUCAUCCCUGAAAAGCUUCGAAAUGAACAUGGCCAGCAAAAACCCUCGCGUACCCAAGAUCAAAUUCGAGAUGGACUACCAUUCACAGGAUGGGGAUCAAAUGUGCAUGAUUCCCUUGGAAUCUAUCAAAAAAGAGAAUGUCGACGACUCAUGUGUACCGGAAAGGCCACCUUACAAAUCUAUGAGGAAAGUACCAUCCAUGAGCGAUCUCUCCGAAGAAAGCUCUCUGGAUUUACCGACUCAGGUGCCCCCUUUGACACCAGGUACAAAUCAGAAGAUGACUCAGGCACUGAGAGCCAGUUUCAGCAGUUGGGAAAAAGAACGAGUUCAGAGAAAUAUUCCAAAAGAUCCUCGUCUUUGGAAAGAGAUGGAUGUCGCACACUGGCUGAACUGGGCAACGCGUGAAUUUAGUCUCGAAGGAACAUCCCUUCCGAAUUUCAACAUGUCUGGCAAAGAAAUGUGUUCCCUUUCGAAGGAAGCAUUUCUUGCCAGGUCUCCACCAUUCAUGGGGGACAUCCUUUUCGAACAUUUGGACAUUUUACAGAAAGACGUGGAAAAGGAGGACCAUCCGAACCUGGAGAACGUUCCCGCUAAUUUGUACGAAUCUGUAUGCAUGCCUGAUUUCAACGAGUUUUUCCAACAGGGGGAAAACAAUUUUCCCCUUCCAGACCAGAAGAAUAACGCCACGACUAUGAACAAUACCGGCAACCAGCAGCAAUACAUGGACAAUGGUUACAACCAUGUUGCGCAUUCUAUGCACGGCUUGCAUGACGUAACUCAUGAUGAAAUCAUCCACUAUGAAGAUAAUCAUGACUAUGGACUUGAAACUCCAAAUGCUCAUAAUCACUACAUCGACAGCAGUCCUGAAUUUUAUCCAAAUCAGCAACUAAACAUUGGCCAAGAAACGAAAUUUCAACCUGCAUAUCAUGGAAAAAGUUUUACAAGAGGUCGAUUUCCCCCCCAUGAUAUUGGGUUACCAGAAGGCUAUAGUCCACAUCAUCACUACGAUACAACAUUUCAAACUGUCCCAUCAUCUGUACCACCAUCUCCUGACCAGUGGCCGGCAGAUCUUAGUCAUGGCAAUGCUUCUACACUUCCCAACGGUCAUCAUGCAACACAUCAUCAUCAAACUCAUCCAGCAUUUACUGCCCUGCAAACACGAGAAUCCCCACUGUCACACUUGGGACAUGUGCAAAAUUCAUCACCUGGGCAUGUGCAAGGACAACAGGGCUGUGAUGUCAAGCCAGUGAUACAAGCUGCUGUUCUUGCUGGGAGUGGUCCUAUUCAGCUGUGGCAAUUUCUUCUGGAGCUUCUUACUGAUAAAUCAUGUCAGGGCUUCAUCAGCUGGACAGGAGAUGGCUGGGAGUUCAAAUUGACUGACCCAGAUGAAGUUGCAAGGCGAUGGGGCAUUCGCAAAAAUAAGCCCAAAAUGAACUAUGAGAAAUUAAGUCGUGGACUGAGAUAUUAUUAUGAUAAAAAUAUCAUCCAUAAAACUGCUGGAAAACGGUAUGUUUACCGUUUCGUCUGUGACCUGCAAAGUCUUUUAGGAUACACUCCUGAAGAGUUGCACGCAAUGGUUGAUUUGAAACCUGAAAAGAAAGAUGAUGAAUAAAAUUCCCACCUCAAAAUUUUUUUUAUCAGUUUGGGCUGUGAAAUGGCUUUGUAUUCUGUUAUAUUGUAUAUUUCUUACCAGUGGAGCUCCAAAUGCUCUAAAUGGCCAACUUUAAGCCCCUAUGUAGUGAUAUUGCAAAGGCUUUGAUUAUACAUGCCAUUGAUUACGCAUGUGUGAAUCAUUCACCUUUCUAGUCUAGCUGAAGAUGACUUGUUGUCCUGCUGCGAUUAGUAGAUAUUUGUCAAUGUACCUUUUGUAUUUGCUGGUUUGAUGCUUCGAAAUUGAAUGCAAAUUGCUUAGUUAUGGCAAGCCAAGAAGUUUUUUUGGGUGCAUAAAGCUUAAAUUGUGAUUCUUCCAUUUACAUUACUUUUUUCAAUGUUAUUUGUAGUGUUAAAAAUGAGGUGUUCCACCUGCCUCAAAUUUGAUCUCAAAAAUAGUCUCAAAAUGCCUUAAUUUAUGCUGCAUUUUGACUGUAUAACCAAAGUUUCAGUGUGAUCUGCUGUCGUAUAUGCUGAAGGAAUCGUCUGGCAUUCGCUCCAUGUAGUUGACAGUGACUUUUUUGCAAUAUGUGGGAGUGUAACCAGAAUGGCCCAAUAUAAACGUCUAAAGCCAUAUUGUUGAAACUACCUGUGCUGCAUGUUAUGCUGCCUUAAAAAAAUGUUAUUAGCUUCUCUUGGUGCCUAAAGGUUGACUGUAUGCUUUUUGUCAUAUGUUAUGUACAAUUUUAAGGUUUAUAUCUCUGAGGGGGACAUGUUAAGUUGGCCAAUUUCAGAUUGUUAUCUGUACCCAGUGACAUUGUUCUUGAUAUAUCUCUGAUGGCUGUAGCAUUUGCUUUUGUGUUUUUAAAUCAAUAUGUCUAUUUACAAAGCUUUUUUUUAAGUGGCUGUGUAGGUUCUAGUAGCUUUUUACUGACUUUUGUAUGUAUGUAAGUUGAAUGUGGUUUAUAUUAUGCUUCUUUAAAUUGUAUAGAUAAUAUCAGUAGAUGCUGCUGUAAUUAAUUUUAUUUCAGUAUAAAUAUAUUAUUACAUAUAUAUUUAAAAUCUGAAUUGAGUAAAAUUUUCAAAAAAUUUCAAGCAGGCAUAUAUCUAAAAAUUUAUUCAGGGAGGUUCACAUUAAAAAUUAAAAAGAUAAUUGAUCAUAAAAUUGCUUUUCUUGCAAUGUAUCAUUCAAAACAUUGAUAGACAUUUUCAGUUUUUCUUUUGCGUCACUGAUGUCUUGUAUAAUUCAACAUGAUAUACAAGAUAUUCUUCAUUAAAUUUAGUGAAAAAUAGAAUAAGUCUAUCCUCCUGUAUGUAGACAGUUUUCCUGUUCAUAAAUACUUUAUAGAUUUGUUUCAGUUUUAUAAACUAAUCAAAAUAUGUUAUUUCUUUUACUAAGAAGAUAGUUUUUAUGCAUAUGAUACAUAAUUGUUUCGUAUGAGCUUUUGAACAUUAUUCAGAUCUCUUGAAUGUAUUUCUUGGAUAUAUGCUUGUUCAUAAAUAUGAGUAUUCCCUUUGUCAAGUAAAAAUUUGAGAAUUUUAAUUCUAUGGCUUUCAAUUACAGCAGCAGUAAUUUUUUUGUAAAUAAAAAUUGUCUAAAUGUGCACUUCUGUGAUUCAGGGACUACAGGGACAGAUGUAAUUAAAUACAAAUUAUAUUGAGUCAAAUAGACAAAAAUUCAAAAUCAGACUAUAUCCAAGGUUAAUGGUUGCACCUUUGUAAUUUUAGUAGAGCUGCACUUUUUAUUGUAGAAAGAUUUGAUUUCUGACUCUUUAAUUUUCAUACUUUAAAUGUAUUGUUAUAUUUCAAAAUGAGACUAUUUAUCAAUCUCUUCAUUUCAGUUUCCCAUCUACGUAAAUAAAAACAAAUCAUAUUCUAUGACUGAGUAAUUCUUUAAAAUAAUUCUUAACUUGUUAAUUUACAUUUUCGAUCUUUCUCAAAUCAUUAGUUUGUGUUCAUUAAUAGCUGGUUUUUACUAGAUGUAUAAAACACAAAUAAAAAUUUAUCUGGAAAAUUUGUUUCUUUUUAUUGAUAAUUAUUUAUGGCAUGUAAUUUAUUGCAAUAAAAAUCUACAAAAUAACAGUAGAUCUCAAGAGUUCUUUGUGUAUUAAAACAAAUAUUCAGAAUAAUUUUGCUUGAUAAAAUACCUAUAUUUUAGAAGAAGUGUAUGAAAAUAAACUAAUUUUAAUGUAAGAGUACUGAAAGAACAUGAAUAAAAAUUAUCUACAAGUAUUAAUGAAUAUUAUUUGAUAAAAAUAUAUUAUAAAAAGGAUUUCAAAUGAUAAUUUUUAUGAGGUAUUUGAAGAAUUAUGAUAGUUUAUUCAAUUACCUUUUAAAAGGUAUUUCCGAAAAAUCUUAUAAGUGAGAUUGAAACCUGAUAAUAAAUAAAUAAGUUUACAUUUAUUAAUGUAAUGUGAAGGCCAUUUUCAAAAGUAAAAGAAAUCUUUAUAUACAUAUAUACAUAAAUUUAUUUAUUUUUAGGAAUAUAUUAUAUAGGAUGUGAGAAUUAUUUACUUAUUUUAAUUUGUUUUAAGAAAUGUAACUAUUUAAUUAUUGGAAUUGUUUUAAUUUUAAUGAGUUAUCUCAGAAAAAGAAAUACGAAAACAUCAAGAUGUUGUUAAUAAAGUGUACUAAAAAUCUUUUUAUUUAUAAGAUGUAUGCUUAAUAUUGAUUCAGUAGAACUUUAUUAAUAUUUAAUAUAUUUUGCUGUAAUCGGAUAAUAUUUUGAUGAUAUACAGUAUUUUUAUGACAUGAGUUUAUAAAAGUAAUCUGUAUGCUAUUUAUUGUUUCCAAAAUUCUUUCACAUGUGUAAUUAAUAAUUGAGUGAUAGGAUUCAAAAGCAAAUCUUGUAUACUUUGUUCUACAUUAUAAACUAUCUAUACAAGCAUGGUGUUUCUUUAAAACUAUCAAUUACUUUAUCAAAAGAAACUAUGAUUUUAAAACUAAAAAUAUUUCUUUAAUUAGAAUAUUUUACUGUAAAUCUCCAGUAACUUGUGUAUUAAUUUUCUGUUUACUGUAUUCUAAUGUCAGUAUUCCUGUUCAUGCAGAAGUAAAUAGUGCCUUAGUUGCUGUACUUUGUUACCUUUUGAAUGCCACAAUCAAAGGUUUGGAAAAAAAAAAAAAAUGUUAUCUGUUGUGUGUGAUGUGCUUUUCUGUAAAAAUCCAGAGUCCAGAUUUUUGAAAAUUGUCUUCCAGAGCUUUCUGUCAUCCUGAACGCACAUGUCUGCUCUGGAAAGUUGAGCCAUCUACUUAUACAAAUAAAAAUUACGUGUAAAAUAC
Molecule: messenger RNA, 5265 nt
Organism: Stegodyphus dumicola
Lineage: Eukaryota; Metazoa; Arthropoda; Arachnida; Araneae; Eresidae
Product: protein C-ets-1-like
Biological process (GO): cell differentiation; regulation of transcription by RNA polymerase II
Cellular component (GO): nucleus
Molecular function (GO): DNA-binding transcription factor activity, RNA polymerase II-specific; sequence-specific DNA binding
Source: RefSeq, a predicted model, not a curated record